UCUGACUCAGACUUUCAAACUCCAGAGUUGACCAAGUCUCCCCUCAGCUCCCUAAAUUCCGAACUUUCACCCGGUUGCAGACCAAGCCCAAACCACCACCAUCUCACUAGCUGUCACCGCCGGCGUUGACUCAACCCACCUCAGUCACUGGGGCACUUUCAGCAAUCAUCGUAUUCCUCAAACCUCUCAAGCCUUCCAUUUUCAUUUCAUCAUCCAGUUCAAUCAACCACCUGAUGAUCAUGGCAUAAUUUGUUCCGUUGUGUUUCAAAUUCUUGCAAUUCUUUCGACCUCAAUUAGGCCUGAUUUCUGGGUUGAUUAGUUCUUUUUGCUGGUGAAGCUGCUAGCUGUAGAAGAAAAAACAAAAACGGAGGGUUGGUGAGAUUAAAGAGGACUCUGUAACUACAAAGUCUUGCUGAUGUAUAAAGGUGGUUUCAAAGGUGUCCUACUCACCGGCCCUGAAACGGAAAAACAUCCCAAUCGUGAUAUCUUUUAUUUGGACAUAACAGAGGAUGAUGAUAAUGAUGGUGUCUCAGCCCAUAUUUCACAUCACCAAACCAUGAAUCUACCCAAAGGGAUGAGAUCCACAGUUCCUGUUAAUGGCCUAGUAUGUUGGUACAAUGGCAUUCAUUCGAUUAUCUACAAUGUUGCCACAAGAGAAACCAUGGUUCUUCCUGUUUCAGUUUGGGAUUCUGAGUUCUGUGAUUACUAUCUUGGUUAUCAUCCCUCUGACAACAUAUACAAGGUACUUAAGACCUGCCCUGUCUACAACCGUCAGAGUCGCGAUUUCAGGCACUACACGAAUAGCGAGAUUCUAACUGUUGGUGUUGAUUCGUCGUGGAGAAGCAUUGAUCCUGUUCCUUGUCAUUUAAGAACUUUUGCUUAUUGCAAAAACGGAGUUCUACAUUGGGCUGAUCAAGGAAAAACAGAAGGCCAUCUUCUUAGCUUUGAUCUUGAUCAAGAGAAAUUCCAAUUUUUCGAUAUCCCUUUCAGAUGGCUCUCCUAUUCAUGGUUGUUUGGACCAAAUGCAGUUCUGGCGUCCUGGUAUCUUAGGCAACCUGGAACUGGAUACAGGAAGGUAACAGUUUUACUUUACUUUGAGGAUCUUCAUCAUAUUCGCAAAGGCGGGCAAAACUCCUCAAUAGGGCCCUGGACAAAACAUGAAAUUGAUGCAUCAAUAUCAGAAGAGCUUCAAAGUUUCAGGCCAGUUAGUACACUCUCAAAUGGGAAGGUAAUUUUCAUCCACAAUUCCGCUUGGGCUUGGAAUUCUCUGGUGCCCUUUUAUAUAUAUGAUCAAACAGAGAGGGAGCUGAAGAAAUGUUUCAUAUCGGAAUCGAAUUCAUCCUCCGUCGCAGCAGAACACAUUGUUGACACCAGUCGAUUUGAAAAUGCGUUUUAUUAUGAGGAGAAUAUCAUCCCAUUAAGCUAUUUAGGUUCCGGGUAUUGUUCUCAAUAGAGUUUAUAUUUGUAAUGCUAGAUUUGUUGAAUUGUUGUCUUCGUGUCGAAUGAUUGUUAUUCCCUCCAUCCUAAAAUUACUGUCUAAUUAUAAUUUUCAUAUUUAGUACAAAUUGAACUAAAAAUGAAAAUUCAAAUUAGGCAACGAUUUUAGAACAGAGGGAGUAUUACCUUUUGUUUGCAUGAUAUCAUAAUAGGUUUAAGUGGAACUUAUGCAAUCUUCUGCGCCCAAAUUGGGGAUGUAACCAAUCGACUUCCAGUGUUUAUAUAAUCUUUCCAAUUUUACCCAGAAAAG
Messenger RNA from Oldenlandia corymbosa var. corymbosa, 1747 nucleotides. NCBI's taxonomy places the organism in Eukaryota, Viridiplantae, Streptophyta, Magnoliopsida, Gentianales, Rubiaceae. The record is from the annotation of a GenBank genome assembly.